This is a messenger RNA of Dermatophagoides farinae (American house dust mite), 3673 nucleotides long. Lineage: Eukaryota; Metazoa; Arthropoda; Arachnida; Sarcoptiformes; Pyroglyphidae. The record is from RefSeq and is a predicted model, not a curated record.
UCUUUGAAAUUAACUUUAUCAACAUCAACAACAACAAAUAAACAACAACAACAACAACAACGACGACGACGACAGCAAUUUUAGUGGUUGAAUAAGCAACGAAUUUUUUCUUUUUUUGAAAAUAAAUUAAUCAACGAAAGCCAUCGACACAAACAUACAACAACCAGCACCACAACAACAACAACAACAAAAAAAUGGCUAAUCCACGAAAAUUUAGUGAAAAAAUUGCCCUACACAAUCAAAAACAAGCGGAAGAGACGGCAGCAUUCGAGGAAAUAAUGAGAGAAGUAAUGGGCGCAACAAGAAAUAGGACAUCAUCAUAUAGUAAUCAUCAACAACAACCACUACAAACAGCAGCACCACCUCUACCACAACCAAUUCAAUCACAAAAUCAUCUACAUAUAGCGCCUUCAUCAUUUAAUCCGGCCAAUCGUGCUGGUUCAUUGCCGAAUGUCAAUCAUAUUGAACAACAACAACAACAACAACAAUCUACGGAUUCAACGGCCAAUAAUAAUAAUCUUAACAACAAUAGUAAUCAAAGCUCAAAAGGCACUAAUGUGACAACAACAACAGCAACAAAUACUACUACAGCGACCUGUAUUGAUUUACAAAGUGCCUUGAAUAAUCUACAAGAGAUUAAAAAUGAUAAUAAUAAUAAUUGUAGUAAUAAUGGCAGUACUAAUAUAACAAGACGAAAUACAAUCAAUAAUUCGUUAACAGGAACAACUGGAAUGAUAGCAAAUCGUACAACAAUUACCGGUGGUAAUAAUAAUAAUAAUAAUACUAAUAUUGGUAUUGGUCCUGGACAUCGUCAUCAUAGUAGCCAUAAUAUUUCAUCAAUGGCUUGUGGUAUAAUGACCAGUGGUAGUGUAUCACCAACACAAACAUCAUCAUCACCAGCAACAGGAUAUAAUGAUGUACAACAACAAACGAUGCGUUUUAUGCACGCACAUCGUAGAUCUCAAUCGCCUUAUUCAAUGAAUAAUAAUGCAUAUCUAAGUCCACCAGCAGCCGAUACACAAUGGCGUCGUACAAAUUCCGAUUCUGCAUUACAUCAAAGUAGUAAUAAUCAGCAUCAACAAGAAACAAAUAUGACAACAUCACCAAUCGAUGUAACCGGUGGUUUUAAUCAGAUAUUACAUCAUCAUAACCAACAACCACAUUCACCGACAAAUAAUUCAUCACCACAAGAUUCAUGCAAUAAUUCACCAGGACAAACCCCUGGUACUGCAAUUAGUAGUGGAUCAACAACAAUGAUUAUUGAUGGUACAACAAUGUUAUAUUCAAAUUCAAGUAGUGAUAAUCAACAAAUGAUGAAUUGGAAUAUUGUACGUGCAAUGAAUAAUAAUGAUAAUGGCAAUCAUCAUGGUAAUAAUGGUAAUGAUGAUAAAUUUUUACUUAGUGCAUCAUUACCAGAUGCACAUUUAAGGCCACGUUCAUGUGAAGUACCUGGUAUAAAUAUAUAUCCAAGUCAAGAAGAUGGUACUAUGAAUAAUAUUAAUAAUACAAACGAUACAAAUCAAAUACAUCAUAUUACGAUAUCAUCAAAUACCGGUUCAUUACCGGAUUUAACUAAUUUAAAUUUUCCUGUGCCAUUGAAUGUACCAAUUGAUGGUACAACUGAUGAACAACAACUACAACAACAACAACAACGUCAACAUCAACAAAAUCUUUUAAAACAUAUUGCAAAUAAUACUGUUAAUACAAAUUCACCAUAUAAUUCAAAUGGACCGGAUUCACCAUAUUCACCAACAUCAUCACAUAAUUCCAAUCUUUCACCACCACCACCAAUGAUACAACAACAAUCACAACAAAGAAAUCAAUCACCGAAUCGUCGACAACAAUCACCAGGACCAUCACCAUCACCGACGGCACAACGUCGUCGUGCACAUCAUAAUGCCAAUACAAUGGUUAUGGGUAAUCCAAGACAACAAGCUCAACAACAACAACAACAAGUAUGUUAUGAUCAUCAAUUUCCCGUACAAAGACAUCAUCCAAUUACUCAGCCAUUAGCAGAUUCCCAUACCCGUAGGAUUAAUAAAGACCCUACCCAACAACAACAACCACCACCACCACCACCACGACCGCCUAAAAUUAAACUCGAGGGCUUAAUGAUGGUUACAAACGAAUGUUGUGGUGAUGAUAACCAAUGUAUACCACCAUUAUCACCUUAUAAUAAUCAACAUUCAUCAAAUUCUUCUCAUCAUCAUCAUCAUCAUCAUCAUCAUCAUCAUCAUCAUCACCAGCAACAAUCGAAUAAUAAUAAUAAUUUAAAUUUAAUGAAUGGUCAUCCAACAUCACCUACAUCUUUCCAUCACCAACAAAUGAAUAAUAAUAAUAAUAAUAAUCAUUUUCAGUUCAGCAAUCAUGCGGCCAGUACUCCCAUUACAAUGACUUGUCCCAAUAUGGCAACAAUGGGAGCACAUCGUAGUACAACUCCAAGCGAUUCCUGUUCAGCACCAACAUCACCGGCAUCACAGAAUAUAUCACCAUCAAAUUCUCCGGAAUUAACUCUUAAUAAUGCUACUGGUGCUGCGAAUGGUUUAUCAAAUACAACGACUUCGACAAAUCAACAUUUCAAUCAAUCAUAUAGUUCACCAUCGUAUCAGAAUCAACAACAAGCGAAUUUAUUACAACAUCAAUUGGAACAAUUUCGUAUGACAAAUGAUGCUGAACCUGGUGGCUAUGUGAUGACUUGUACGGCCGAUAUGAUUACGCAACAACAACAACAACAACAACAACAACAGCAGCAGCAACAGCAGCAACAAGCCAAUAAUGGCCAAAAUUCCAAUGUAUUUUAUCUUGAUUCAAUCACAUUAAAUCAAUUUAAUGAUAAUACAUCGACAAUUGUAAUGGCAUCAUCAUCAUCAUCAUCACCACAUCAUCAAUCACAACAACAACAACAACAGCAAUUUAAUCAAACUUCAACACCAUUACACGAUCCACAUCAACAGCAAGGAUCACCAUUUGGUCAAAAUGAUGGUCUAUUUUUUGAUUCAAGCCAAACAUUAACAUUGAAUACAAUGUCAACAGAACCAUUUUUAAAAACUGAUGGAUUAUCAGCACUAUAUCAACAACAUCAAACACAAAAUAAUAAUGGCCAACAUCAACCAUUAUCAAAUUCAAGUCAUUGUACGACGCCACAAACACCAUCAAGUAUACCGGAUAUUAUAUUAACUGGUCCGAAUAAUCUGGAUGAAGCAUUACAAACAUCGAAUGAUUUAAUUAAAGAUCUCAAUAAUAUGAGUUCAUUCGAUACAGAUAUAUUUGGUUGUCAUAAUGAUGAUGUUAUACGUGGAACAGUUGGAUCAUUUGAUUCAUUCGAUUUGGAUAGUCUACAAAUGUUACAUGAUAUUGAAACGAAUCAUCAAUAAUGAAAAAAGGAAAAAAGAAAAAAACUUUUCAUUCUUGACUUGUUGUUAUUGUUAACCGGAUAUAAUAUUUCGUUCCAACAUCAACAACAACAUUUUUAUUUUCAAAAACUGGAAUUAUUUUGGCACAAAACCUAUAUAUAUACAACAGUUAGAUAGUUGAAAACAAGUCCAAAUCUUAAACAUUUAUAUAUAUAUAAAAAAAAACCUCAUGUGUUCUUGUAUGUUGUGAGUGUGUGUGUGUGUGUGUGUUUGUACCAAAGUUUCAUUCUUUACCUGAAUUAUUUAUUAUUUCAAUUUUU